GGAAAGGCCGGGAAUGGACGCGACGGGAACAGGGAUGAGAACGGGACCCGCAUGUCGCCUGGGUGGGGAGAGAGAACUCUAUAAAGGCCAGCAGUCCCAUGGAGGCGAAAAGUCUACUAGCAUCUCAGCAUGUCCUAUGGUAGAGAAAGGAAAAAGUGGAAGAUGGAGCUCUAUGUGCUUUGGCUGAGUUUUGCCUUCCUUCGCGCCGCCCAGGCGGUGAGCUACGACUCGGAUCGUUGCAGCCCAAAACAGGCCUUUGGAGACUGGCUUAUGCACGCCUUUGCCACGGACUGCAAGUGGUUCAUGAAAUACCUGGACGACAUGACGAUGGUCGUCGUCAAUUUACGUGAGACGGAAAGCGGAGGGAUCUACAUCGCUUCCAAGUUCCCAACCCCCUUCGGGUGCCAGAGCCUUGAGCUGGAAUUCAAGAGACAGGAAGAUGGGUCGUACGUCCACACAUCAGGAUGGGGUGAGGAAAAGAUAGAAAAGAUCAUGACAGAUUGCGAUACCUACACCAUUGUCACCAUCGCGAAGGUCAGGGGUGGGGUGACCUCCAGAUAUGCGGUACUUUAUGCCAGGGAGACCCAGGUGCGAAAGGAAGCUGAACAGAAAUUCCUGGACUAUGUGCAUCAUGAGCUGGGCUUUAAGGAGGAAAACAUUCAGAUGUUUGGUGACGAAGGUUCCUCAGAAGACUCAGCGCUGCUGGCUGUGGGUUUGGAAGUGUCCAUGGUGUCCAGUUCGGGCCUCCGUGCGAGAUUCUGAGCAUCGAACGCUGUCGUCCUGCUUAAUAAAUAGAUUCG
Molecule: messenger RNA, 800 nt
Organism: Pogona vitticeps (central bearded dragon)
Lineage: Eukaryota; Metazoa; Chordata; Lepidosauria; Squamata; Agamidae
Source: RefSeq, a predicted model, not a curated record